Toxotes jaculatrix (banded archerfish) is the source of this 2941-nucleotide messenger RNA. RefSeq lists its product as uncharacterized. The transcript has 26 exons. The coding region runs from base 238 to 2250 and encodes 670 amino acids. The record is from RefSeq and is a predicted model, not a curated record. Lineage: Eukaryota; Metazoa; Chordata; Actinopteri; Toxotidae.
AGAAGCAGAGAUAGAGGGCGAGGAGGGCAAAAAAGACGGACAGGAUCCCAUCAGAGCCUGGGAACCUGAGGGAUCCUGGAGAGACAGACAGAGGACGGGGGAACCUUCCAAGUGAUAAUGCUGUGAGGAGAACUGCUCAGGGAAAGCUAAAUCAGGUAGUUUUUGUCUUCAUCUUUAUCCUGAAAGCGUCCUGUGCAGGAUCUGGUCUGGUCUGAGGGGGACUCACUCUGCAGCACCAUGGGAGCCUCCAGUGAUAAGGCGUCUCUCCUCUCAGGGCUGCCUGUCUUCAUGCUGUGUGUCGUCUUCUCUCUCUGCCAGGAGGAAUACUCUGGAUACCACUCAGGUGAGGAACACACCUACGAAGGCUCUGUAGUUGACCACUAUGACAACUUGGCCUCUCCUCAGCCAGAGUAUCCACCUGAGCCGACUCACAGCUACGACGAGGAUCAGGGGCCCGAGGAGGGCGACUACGACCCCUACAGGCCCAUCCCCACCCAGGUCACCAUGAUCACUGAGGACGCUUUCCCCUAUGCCACCACCACAGAGUCCCACUACGCCAAGGAGGACACAGAGACCAUGCAGGUCCCAUAUGAGUACCCCCCAGCAGGACCAGACACAGAGUCCUCUGAGGAGUCCGGGGGUGACGCGGCCCUUGGGGAGGAGGGGCCGACAGAAUGCGACUGUGAACCUGGAGAACCUGGAUUUGCUGGUUUUGCGGGACCGAAGGGAUCCAGAGGCCUGCAGGGUAAAACUGGUGAGCCAGGAGCUCAAGGCAGAGAGGGUUAUAAAGGAACCAAAGGUGUUCAGGGAAGAAGAGGAGACGCCGGCCCAGUGGGUGACGCCGGGCCUGAAGGAGACGACGGAGGGUCUGGUUUCUCUGGAGCCAUGGGAGAACUUGGUCUUCAAGGAGACCCAGGCGUGCAGGGAGAGCUGGGUCUGAAGGGCGACGUGGGCAUGGACGGACCUCGAGGAGGAGUCGGAGCUCCCGGUGAGACUGGUCUUCUCGGCAGCGCUGGACCUCCAGGACCAAAGGGAGGUAAAGGUAUCAAGGGGUCUCGUGGUGAUGAAGGCAAAGUGGGUCCUCAGGGACGGGAUGGACAGAAGGGUCAGACCGGAGCACCUGGGUUUCCAGGGGAUGUGGGCGACAGCGGCUACACUGGUUACCCUGGACAGCCAGGCAGCAUCGGCCCCAGUGGACCAAAGGGCGUUAAAGGUCACGACGGGCUGCCGGGCAGUGACGGUGACCCCGGGGAAGAUGGUCCUAUAGGAGUCCCGGGGGUGAUGGGAGAGCCUGGACUGUUUGGCGCCAAGGGAAACAAAGGGGAUCGCGGUGUCAGAGGUCCUCGAGGCAGAGUGGGCGCUGUGGGAGCAGAAGGAGAGCGAGGAGAUGCCGGAGUACCAGGGAAGCCAGGACCAAAGGGGCUGCAGGGCCAGACAGGGGCCAAAGGUGAGACGGGACCCGACGGCGAGAAGGGUCCAGCAGGCAAGAAGGGCAUUAAAGGGGGAAAAGGGCAGAAGGGAAGCGUGGGUGAGCAUGGAGACAAAGGACAGCACGGACCCAAAGGUGCAGUCGGCCGUAACGGCGGCCCCGGCCAUGUGGGGCCCCCCGGCAUCCCAGGAACCAGGGGAGAACGCGGCCCCAUCGGUGACCCAGGGGCUAAAGGCCGACCAGGACCUAAAGGAGUCCAGGGACCCUCUGGUCCUGGUCUGACUGAUGAGCAGGUCCUGCAGCUGUGCAGAGGUGUGGUGACGGCCCAGAUCUCCCAGUACGCCGCCUCCAUCCGCGCCAAGUGCUCCCAGGGUUGCCCCAUAAACAACCGCACGCUCAUCGGGCCCCCGGGAGUCCGAGGGCCACCAGGAACACCGGGCAAACCUGGUAAAGCUGGAAAAGCUGGAGCAAAGGGAGCCAGAGGAGCUCAAGGCGACAGAGGACUGGAGGGACAGGAAGGACCGCCGGGGGACAGAGGUCAAAAAGGAGCUAAAGGCGUCACAGGUGAUCCAGGUAAAGGCCUCCCGGGACCUGACGGACCACAAGGCCUCAGAGGUUUGCCAGGUCACCCCGCAGAACCCAAAAACGGCAUGGAGGGUCCCCGAGGUCCUCGUGGUUUCCCUGGUCCGGUGGGUCCCCCCGGCAUGGUCGGGGACGCGGGCGUGCCAGGAUUUUGCGAGGCGCGGGACUGCAGCAUUCAUGCGCCGGUGAUGCGCAAAGAGCAGGGUCUGGUGAAAAGACCUGUCGGUUCAAAGAUCUGAACCUGAACACGAGCGACAAAGACCACUGUGAGAUUAAAGAGGGUCUGAGGGUCUUCAUGUCAGUGAUAUUCCUGCCGACAUUAGACCUGGGUUUAAACAGAAAAAGGUUCUUACUAAUGUUUAUGGCAACAGUUUUUAAAAGCUGCGACUGAUUCUAUCAUAUGGUUUCCUGCUGAAACUCAGUGGGCCAUGUAUGUUACCGUGAGGCGCUCCGCUGAGAUACUGAACUCUGAGCAGGAACCAAAGACUUUUCCAUCUGAGCCGGACAAAGCUGUGAGUGAACAGUCGAUGUUCAGAGGUUCACACUUCAUAAAUAUCUAAACUCAGAGACUUUAGUUUUUUUACAGUUUGGCCAAACGUGUUGUAACUUGAUAAAAACAUCGAGUAAACGAUUCCCCACUGAAUCCUUCCUUUGGUUUAGUUUUUGUUUUCUCUGGUGCCAAAAAUCACUAUAAAAAUAAACAAAAAUAAAAAAAUGCUAUGUAAAUAUUUUGUAAAGUAUCUUAAACACGUGUACUUUGCCCUGAAAAACGUUUCAGAUAAACUCAAUGAUGUUUUUUUCAUCUGAGUCUUUGUCAGUGGUUCUGUUCUUAAUUCUCAACAUUAUUCUGAAAACUGUAGAAAAGUCAGAUCACAGAAUCUUCACCCACGUCUCAGAAAAAAUCUAAUGAAGACGACUUCUCCCUUCAGA